This is a messenger RNA of Linum trigynum, 3874 nucleotides long. NCBI's taxonomy places the organism in Eukaryota, Viridiplantae, Streptophyta, Magnoliopsida, Malpighiales, Linaceae. The record is from the annotation of a GenBank genome assembly.
CCAUGUGCAUAACAAAUAGGGUCGUCACGAGAUUCGAACAGAAGACCUCUCGGUACCAAAAGACUCUUAUAACAUUUCAAACACAAUUGUGUGUAUGGAUCUUAACCACUUUCUUGCACGCCCCCUUCAAACGAAAGCGAGAUUGAGGUUUGCACAAUCCCACCAUACCUCUUGCUUUUAUCAACUGUUAAUAUUGGUGGUUAUAGAGAUUUGAAUACACGACCACAUGACCAAACCAACUAUGAUAUCAUAUUGCGGACCUGGAAUUGGCAGCGGCGGGACAACAAUGGAUGAAAGAAAUGGCGGCGGCUUGCAGCGUCGUCGGCAGGGACGGACCUACUUGGGAGAAUGGUUUGCCAGUUGACAAACCUUAAAUUCAAAAUUUGAACAAAAAAUUUGUGGAAAAUUUUAUUUUAGUGAUGGUAGUAUUUGAAUUCGAAAGUAUUUGACAACCCUUAGAUGUUUUGGUCCAUAGGUGAAUACCCUUGAUGAAAUUUCUGGGUCCGUCACUGGUCGUCGGCGCCCUCAUAAUCACGAUCAUGUUCACCGCCGCGCUCACGGUCCCCGGCGGGAACAAGGACACAGGCCUCCCGACCCUCCUCGAUGACAGAGCGUUCAAGAUCUUCAUGAUAUCUGACGCGAUCUCCCUCUUCGUCUCGAUCGCGGCCAUGAUGGUGACUUUUUCUGCUACUGUUGUGAUUGUUAUGGAUCGGCGGUGGGAGUUCGUGGUGCCGAUGAUACCACAUGCGUAUGUGUGAGGAUAAUCGAUGGUUGCCACCGAGUUCGAUGACUUUUUCUUUCUGUAUGUGGUUCCAUCUGAUUGUGAUGAGGUGUUCAUUCAGUAACUUUUUUUAUUUAUUAAUCCUCGCUUUUGAGGUUUUAAGCGAUCGUGGCGACAACUAUGUGUGAUAUCUUUGAAUUGAGAAAGAUCGAAGCAAUCCCACAUAGUACAAAUAUUUGAGCAUAUUGAAUAUCACCAUCGCAAGUUCCCUCACAACUCUUACAUGAUUGUAUGAUCAUGCUCGAUCUAAUUUCGAGUGUCGGUCUAAUUUUUAUCUUAUUUGUACUUUAAUUUCAACGAAUUAAAAUUCCACAUAUAUUGUAAAAUAACCUAGACAUCCUCCAUUAAUAUAUAGUAGAGUUUUGUAAACUUUUCUCCAUUUCAAAUUUCCUGCAAUGAGAGUGAAAAUAGAAAGGAUAAUUUUGUCUUUACAAUUAAUUAUUUAUUUCAUAAAAAAUUUCAAUAUCAAGACUCGAACCCGAGUCUCUUCAGACAAAGAUAGCAAUCAUAACCAAUUAUACUAAAUGUAUUUGUUGUUCCUUUUUUAAUACAAAACAUACAUGUAUUUAAACUGUGAAAAGCAGAGAACUUUUCCAUCAUGAUUAACAAGUGCACUAAGUCUACUAUAUGUAUUUUCAUGGUGCUUAAUACUUCAAUUUUCAUAGUACAGUUUCAUUUAAUUUUAUCAAUUUUAGAAUUCAUGCUCUCUCUUUUAUUUUCGCUAAAGGUAAAUUGGUAAUUGGCUAACAUGGAAGAAACUAUUUCCUUUACUAUGUGUUGUGUCCUUGCAUUUUUCAAUAUAAAUUUAAAUUUUGUGCCUUUUUUAUCUUUGUUCUUAUCUCUUUCUAAUUUUCUCCGAAAUUCCCUCUAUCGUGCAAUAGUUUGCGUGCUUUCACUUCCCAGUAUAAGGAGCAUUUGAAAAUCAACAUUCCGGUAUCUUUUGGCACUGCAGUUUUAUUCUUGGGGAUUUAAGCUGGACAAGUAGAAGAUUUCAACUCUCAUAUCAAUCCAUGGCCAAUAGAAUGGAGUUCAAUCAAGUAGUUAUGGCAUGGCCUUGAUUAUCUCGCUCGAUUCCUCUGCACUGACAUCACCCAAUGGUUCUGUCUCUCCCCGAUGUACUAUCAGAAGAACUAUUUUGCUGCUUCUAUUGCUGAAGGCAAUGUUUGAUCAGUUAUACCUUUCGCCUUUACUCCUCUUCCUAUACCAGGCAUUGACCUUUAAUAGGUUUUCGAUUUCCGAUCAAGGUUAAUCGCUUUACACAUGUAAGUUAUUCGUUUCUUCUCUAUGUCUCAUGGUUUUAUCUUUCUGAUUAAUAACAAAGCGACUUUUAUUUUCACGUUGUCUCAUGAGCACAACAUGCAUAAUAUCUAUUUAUUUUGAUCUUAUUGCCUGAAACGAUGCUUAAAGCUCGGGGGAUCUCCUGCGUGAUUUCUCCUCUUUCUGUUAUUAGGUUUCAACUUCAAUGUGUUUCUAUCUUCAUAUUAGGUUCAUCGAAUUGAACUGGCAGACUAUUAUUUCCUUCCCGCUUUAUCUAAGUUUUUUUUGUUUAUGAAUGAUUUAUUAAAUAUAGAAAAUGAAUUUGAACGAUGGUUUGGGUACUAUAUUUGUUUGUAAGCAAAAGAGAUGUUUGUGUAAAACAUGUCAGUUGUACUUUGCUAGAGCCCUGUCCACUUUGUUGUGUGUUUCCUGUACUUUAUUUUUGUUCUUUGCUUAGCUAUUGAAAUAAUAAAAUAAGAUCAAAAUGAGAAAAAAGGUUUCUUUUCAAUUACAAUAUUUCCGCUCAUAUGUGAUUUUGUGAUAACUAAUGUUCUCCGCAAUCAUAAUUUUCCUCAUUAAUUUUUAUUCUUAUCUCACUAAUCAAAUUUUGAUAUUGUUUUAGAAUUAUUUAUAAAUUGAGCUUUCAUGCAACACUCUAGGAGUUUGAGGUGUUGAACUUGGAGUAGAAGAGUUAGGAUUGAGUUUGAAAAUGAGAGUGGUGGGGGGAAGAAAAAUUCAACUGUAGCAUGUUAAGGCAGAGAAGAGGGAGUUACCGAGGGUAGUGAUCGAAUUGAGGAGGGUGUUGAAAGACGCGAAAGCAAAACUGGAGCAGUUAAAGAGAGAGAAGUGAGAGAUGAUGAGAAUAUUAAUAAAAAUGGAGAGGGUAUUGAAGGACAUGGAAGUGUACUGAAGCAUGUGAAGGCAUACAAGGGGGGAAAUGAGCAUAUUGAUGGAAUUGGAGAUGAGUUUUGGUUUUAGCGAACUUAUUACAACUGGCCUUGAGGAAGAUGAGUUGGCAAAACACAGGAAGAGGAUUGAGGAGUUGAAGAGCGAGUUGACAAAAACCCUAAUUGUAAGAGAAAUUGAGGGUCGCAGAGAGAAGGUCCAUCAAAGUAGCAGAAAUGGAGUUGCAGAAGGAGGAUUAGAAAGUGAAUGUUUGGUUGAAACAUAUGUUUCUUGAGAUUGAAGAUAGAGUAGAUAAAAAUUUGGUCGUUCAAUGGAGAGUGGUCGCUAUUGGACCAUUAGGUUUAUAGUUUUUGCAGCUACCACGACCUAUUUCUAUCUUAAAACGAGUAAUCAUUGAUUGAUUUAAUGAAGUAGGUUGAUUCUUUAUUCAACCUACUGGAACUGAUAGAUAAGGACUGUCUAAUUUUGCGUCAUAUUACUUUGAUCGAGUCUAUUAGUAUAUUGGAGGUAACCCAAUUUACUUUGAUCGUUUGCUCUCAAGUUUUGAUGGUCCACUCUUAGCCGAGUUGUUAGUAUAUAGUUGACUUGAACCUACAACUAUCCAUUUCUUUUUUAUUAGUGGCAUAUUGCCCCCAAAAUGAGAGCAUUGAACCAUUUACGUAGGAUUGUGAGGUUUUAGAUUCAGUUUCAAACUAUCUAUGGGUCGUGUGGGAAUUCCAGUGAGCUUUUAUACUCUAUCUUUCUUAACAAUCAACUAACCAAUAACAUAUUAACUGGGCUUAAUUAUCAUUAUGAAAAUGAGAUCAAUCAUACAUUUUUAUGUUUUAUUUUCUCAAAUGAUGAUGAUAUUUCUCUGAAUGUUCGACCUAUAUAUUCUUUCUUUAUGUAUCAUCUCGAUCGAAAGAUUGCCAAUAAAAUUAAACAGGUUGA